Molecule: messenger RNA, 378 nt
Organism: Phycomyces blakesleeanus NRRL 1555(-)
Lineage: Eukaryota; Fungi; Mucoromycota; Mucoromycetes; Mucorales; Phycomycetaceae
Exons: 3
Coding region: 1-378 (125 amino acids)
Source: RefSeq, a predicted model, not a curated record
AUGGCUUCUCUACUGCAGAAUCCAGACAGAAUAUUUAUCAAGAUGUUCUACGAUAAUAGAAGGCGCUGUAUAUCCUCUAUGUCAACUUAUGACAAGACCAAGCUGCGUACCAUUUGCUUUCGUAGCGGCAUGUUUGGGAAGGAUGCUAUAUCUUUUCGCUAUCAUCGAACAUGCGUAGCUGGUGUCAUUUACCAACAAUUGAAAUACAGACAAAAUUGUGAAGAUCUACUGUUGGUAACAGUAGACGAGAUUCGCCCUUCCAAGGUAGCAUCUCAUAUAUAUUUUAGUUUUGUCUUUGACAUCCUCGCAAAGAAGCUAACUUUACUCAUGCUAUUAAUAUGCUCUACCCUUUACUCGUUCCCCAGAGAUCGGGAAUAG